This is a messenger RNA of Phanerochaete carnosa HHB-10118-sp, 552 nucleotides long. RefSeq lists its product as uncharacterized. The coding region runs from base 1 to 552 and encodes 183 amino acids. The transcript has 6 exons. NCBI's taxonomy places the organism in Eukaryota, Fungi, Basidiomycota, Agaricomycetes, Polyporales, Phanerochaetaceae. The record is from RefSeq and is a predicted model, not a curated record.
AUGGCAGAGAUGCUCUCAACUUUCCGCUGCGUCCUUCUCACCGACAAAUAUGUUGGCAUAUCUGCAUGGGAGAGCUUCAUGGUCGACUGUUUCAAGAUCCUGGUUGAGACGUACAACCUCAUCAUCCUCCAUCCACUCAAGAACCACUUCAACAAAAGUGGGACCAUGAUACUUGGCCAAGCUAUCUAUUCAUCGUGGAACAUUGAUGGGCUCACACUGUUGCUCGUUUCGCUGACACUGGCAGACACCGCAUGGACGCACAAGCUUCCUGCUGCAGAGGUGGACAUGUUCUGGCAGCAGGUCAUCAAUGUUCUCGACUUCGCAGACAAGAGCAGCAAGAUGGCGCAGUAUUUGUCCUCGACAAAACUGGACAUCCUCAUCCAUAUUCUCUAUCCUUUCCUUACCUAUCGCCGCCUGUUUGACAACAUCUGCAUUGACCUAUACAGCGUUCUUUUCGAACUCUAUAUUCCUACUGAUAAGCAAUCUCGCACGUAUCUGGUGACCAACUUCCCUCUUAUCAACGACUUGCGAUGGUUUAACCUGUUCGUGUAG